Molecule: messenger RNA, 663 nt
Organism: Talaromyces marneffei
Lineage: Eukaryota; Fungi; Ascomycota; Eurotiomycetes; Eurotiales; Trichocomaceae
Exons: 2
Coding region: 1-663 (220 amino acids)
Source: RefSeq, a predicted model, not a curated record
AUGCACACCCAAAUCCCCCUCGUAGCUCUGUCUGCCGUGCUGGCCACGGCAUCACCGACCUGGAACCUGCAUCGCAAACCCUACAUCUCCUCGCGAUCCGAUGUUACCGCCAAAGCAGAAAUAACAUCCAACCAAAUCCUCGCCAUCUCACCCAAAUCAUCAACAUGCUACAACCCUCCCGCAGUAGGCGAAUGCAGAACCGCCGAACAAGCAGCGCCGUUUAUCAACGACUCAUUUACAACAUACGGGAUUGACAAUGUCGCUGAACAAGCAGCAUUGAUAAGUUUGAUGGCGUUUGAGUCCGGCGAUUUCAAAUAUAAUCGGAAUCAUUUUCCCGGCGUGGCUGGGCAGGGCACGCGAAACAUGCAAUCCCCAACCUUCAACGACAAAUAUGCCUCCUCAAUUCUCGAGUUGAGGGAUGUCUACGCCUUAUCUUCAGGCGACGUGGCCGCCGUUUUGGACUUGUUGCUGUCCGACGAAAAAUACGAUUUUGGAUCCGCGGCGUGGUUUCUAACGACCCAGUGCAGUGGCGGUGUUAGAGAGGCGUUGCAGACGGGCUCGGAGCAAGGGUGGGAAGGGUAUAUUAGCGGGUGUGUGGGCACGACGGUGACGGAUGCUAGGAGGGCGUAUUGGAGUAGGGCUGUGGAGGCGCUUGGGGUUUAG